GGAAGCGGCCUUGAGGGGCCGCUGUAGUUAGGCAAUCAUUGCGGGGCUGCGCUCAGCUUAAAGCCUUGGCCGACCGUGGGCCGAGGGUCGGCUGGGGCUGCUGUGGCCCGGGCGAGCAGGGAGCGCGGAGCGGCUUCUGGGGCAGUGCGGGCGAGCCCUGGCAGUGUGCUUGUCUGGUGCUGACGUCGCCCCGCCUCUAGGAUAGGACCCGCCCCCGCCCUCCGGGCUUGGGACUUGGCGGGUACUUCUGCUGGGCUGCCCCGCCGCCCAGCAUCCGGUCGGACAGCUGGGUGGAGAGAGUGAGCGGCCGCGGGCACAACUCUCCCCGUCGUUUGCAGCCUCCGCCAGCGUCUUCGCCACCCUCUUCCGGGCUGUCCCAACGCUGACGUGGAGCAACCUGUUCUGAACCCUCAUGGAGAAGUUUGGGAUGAAUUUCGGCGGCGGCCCGAGCAAGAAGGACCUCCUGGAGACCAUUGAGACGCAGAAGAAGCAACUCCUCCAGUACCAGGCACGUCUCAAGGAUGUGGUCCGUGCCUAUAAAAGCCUAAUGAAAGAGAAAGAGGCGCUAGAGGCCAGCAUUAAGGUGCUGUCGGUGUCUCAUGAGGCGGAUGUGGGCCUUGCAGGCGUCCAGCCUCCAGGCCUCACCUUUCCUGACUCUGUGGAUGACCGAUGCUCCACUCACAGCGAGGAUAGCACUGGGACCGCCACCAGCUUGGACACUGCGGCCAGUCUCACCAGCACCAAGGGUGAGUUUGGGGUAGAAGAUGACAGACAGGCCCGUGGACCACCACCUCCAAAGUCCGAAGAGGCCAGCGGGUCGGAGAGUGGCGUCAGCAGUAGCAGUGGGGAUGGACCAUCCGGGAGUGGGGAGGUGGACAAACGACUGCACCAGCUGAAGACUCAGUUGGCUACUCUGACCAGCUCAUUGGCUACAGUCACCCAGGAGAAGUCCCGCAUGGAAGCUUCUUACCUGGCUGACAAGAAGAAGAUGAAACAGGACUUAGAGGAUGCCAGUAAGAAGGCAGAGGAGGAGAGGGGCCGUCUGGAGGGAGAAGUGAAGGGGCUGCAGGAGCAGAUAGCAGAAACCAAAGCACGACUUAUCACGCAACAGCAUGACCGGGCCCAAGAGCAGAGUAACCAUGCCUUGAUGCUGCGUGAGCUCCAGAAACUGCUGCAGGAGGAGAGGACCCAGCGCCAGGACUUGGAGCUUCGGUUGGAAGAGACUCGAGAAGCCCUGGCUGGGCGGGCAUAUGCAGCUGGUCAGAUGGAAGGGUUUGAGCUGCAGACCAAGCAGCUGACCCAUGAAGUGGAGGAGCUGAAAGGUGAGCUGCAGGCUCUUCGAGAUGAGAAGAAUCGGCCAGACCCCCGGCUGCAGGAACUUCAGGAAGAGGCUGCCUGCCUUAAGAGUCAUUUCCAGGCCCAGUUGCAGCAGGAAAUGAGGAAGACAGCCCUUGCAGAGGAUCUACUCCGCCAGCAAUCUCAGGUGGAAGAGCAGAGGGUGGCAGCCCUGGAGAAUCAAAUAUCCGAGGUGUCGGAACUGCUGGGCACCUAUGAGAAAGCCAAGCAGAAGGACCAGCUGGCCAUCCAGAAGCUGAAGGAGCGCAUUCUGCAGCUGGACCUGGAGAACAAGACGCUGGCUCUAGCAGCCUCCAGCCGGUCCCCUUUGGACAGCCAUGGAGAGGAGUCCAGUCUAGAUGUCAAUGUCCUAAAAGACAAGAUGGAGAAGCUGAAGAGGCUGCUGCAGGUUGCUGCCAGGAAGAGCCAGGUGACCUUGGAUGUGGAGAAGCUCUGUGACCUGGAGAUAAUGCCCAGCUCAGAGGCUGCCGAUGGGGAGAAGGCCACUGCGCUCUACUACCAACAGGAGCUGAAACAGCUGAAGGAAGAGUUUGAGAGGUACAAGGUGAGGGCCCAGGUCGUCCUCAAGAGCAAGAACACCAAAGAUGGUAACCUGGCCAAGGAGCUGGAGGAAUCCCAGGAACAGCUCGCAGAGCUGAAGGAGAAGUAUAUCUCCCUGCGGCUGUCCUGUGAGGAGCUCGAGCGCCAGCAUCAGCAGGAGGCCGAGGACUGGAAGCAGGAGCUGGCCCGGCUGCAGCAUCUCCACCGUCAGGAGCUGGAGCGGAGCCAGCUGGACUUCAGGGACCGCACGCUGAAACUGGAGGAGGAGCUGCACAAGCAGCGGGACCGUGCCCUGGCUGUGCUGGCCGAGAAGGACUUGGAGCUGGAGCAACUGCGUUCUGUGGCCUUGUCCUCUGGGCUGCCAGGACACAGAAGCCCUGUGGGGGGUGGGGGUCCUGGGGACCCAGCUGAUACAUCUUCCUCAGAUAGCUUGACCCAAGCACUGCAACUAGCUGCGGCCAGCGAGCCCACUUUCUUCCUGUAUGCUGAGCAGUUGGCCCGCAAGGAGGUGGAGAUUACAUCACUGAGGAAGCAGAAGCACAGGCUGGAGGUAGAGGCGCAUCAGCUGCAGGAUCGGCUGCUGGAGGAGGGGGAGCGGCAUCGCGAGGAGGUUGGCGCCCUGCAGAGCCACAUUGAAAAGAACAUCAGGGACCAGAGCAGAGAGGGAGCCAACCUGGAGUACCUCAAAAACAUCAUCUACCGCUUCCUGACCUUGCCUGACGCUCUGGGCCGCCAGCAGACGCUCACAGCCAUCCUGACUAUCUUGCAUUUCAGUCCAGAGGAGAAACAAGUGAUAAUGCGGCUUCCAACCAGUGGUAGCUGGUGGUCUUCUGGCAAGAGAUGAUGCCAUUUUCACUAACUCCUGAAAUUUCUGUGCCUCUUAUGUGAGAAGGGACAGCCUCUGGUGUCUACUGCCUCUUCUCUUACAUUAUCAUUUAUUUCUUCACUGUGUUGAUCUGGAAGGAGUUUUCAAUGUGGGAUGGGAUUUUCUGCCAAAUGCCAUUAAUGCCACUUUGUCCUGGGGUCCCUAGAGAUACCAGAAGUGUUGGGACAGCUUCUUCUGGUGGGGUGUGUGUGUGCGCGUGUGUGCGUGUGAGGGAAGGGGUGGGGGAGGUUAGGAUUGAGAGGUGCAAAAGUUGGGGAAGUGGUGAGAAUCUUUUAAAAUAAGAUAUUUUGUUUUAAUAUUAUACUCCUAGCAUAGAGCUAGGAGUAAAUGUGACUCCAAAGGGAGUUCACUUAAUUUCUGAACACACACAGGACCAGCUGUUUACUCCAUCUCAUCACAAUCUGAGUCUGGUCCCCUGCUGCCCCAAUUCUCUGGGGACAUAAAUCCAGGCUCGAGAGGGAGCAGGAAGUUUGAAAUAGUGACAGAUUGUCCACUAAUCCAAAGGGCCAAGGAAUAGUGAGUUCAUCCUGGAACUGGGAAGCUUGGUCUAGUUAGGGCCUGGGCAUGACUUAAUCUAGACAAAACACACCACUUGCGACCAUCCUAGAAUGGGCCCUGAGCACCAGCUCCAUCUUAGGGAUUUCCUGAGUGACCUGCCUUUGGCCUAGAUGGGGUUGUAAUAGACCUCUGGUGCUUGUCCCUGGCCUAACCCCUCUGCCUAAGGCUGGCCUGAGAGUGUGAGGGAAUGACUUUGCUGUCUUUUCCUCACUGUUGAACUUGCAUUAAGAAAAAAGUCUUAGCUUCUUACAGAAAGGUGUCCGAUUGGGAAGCUCUGAUCCUGCCGGGAUACAAGGAAUUAGCUCAGAGAUCCUGCCUGCCCCCCCACCCACCCAGCUGCUUCUGCCUUUGUAGGGACAGGGAAGAGGAGGCAGAUUUGCUGUAGAGGAUUCCAGAAGAUUGCUGUGACCCUCACAGGAAAGUGGUGGAAGUUCAGCUGAGGCUAGGCCAGGGUACUUGCUGCUCCAUGGAUAGUAUUCUGGCUAAAUCUCCACGUCCCUGCAGCCAAGGUGGUCAUGGGUUGCUGUCACCAGGGUAUUUUGCCCACUCCCGUAGGGAGGUAAUAGUUUCAGUCCACAAUCCUCGUUUUCCCCACACGUGUUACUCUAACUUUUCCACCUUCCUGGGGUUUCUUAGGUUUGGUCUUGUGUAAGUAGAUUCAUUCUGUACUUAUUAUCCAGGCAGUCUGAAAAGGAGGGACUCAGAAAGUUGGGUUCAAACAGUAUCAGUUCCCCUAUUCUUUCCUUUCCCCAUCUGCUCUUGCUGGUUAUGGAGAUCUUUGGAUCCUAAAGACCAAUGCUUUGCCUCUGACUGGACUAAUGUGUAUCUUUCUGUUAUUGCAUCAUAGAGAUCUGUUUUGUGAGGGUUUGGGUACAGAAGGCUUUGAUUAAAUGUUCUGAUUGGGAGGAGGCUGAGUGAGCUGGACUAUCUAUAAACCGUGAGCAGACCUAAUGGAACAGAAGUGAUGUGUUCAAGUGAUAAUAAUGUGAACCAAGGAAUCAUUAAACCUGAACAACUUGACCUGUGUGUUUCUUUAAUGGUAUAUAUAUGUCUGGACACAGAUAAAGUGUGAAUGUAAAUGGUAAGUGAAAAGAAUGAAACUAAUAUUUCAUUAUAUUAAUCCAUGAGCUUGAAUCUUGGGAGGAAUAUCUCAGUGCCUUAACUGCCUCAAUACAACACAAAGUUUUUAGCUUGAAAUUGUGUGUGUGUAUGUUUGUGUGUAGGCAGCUACGCUGGAAAAAGCUUUCUUGUGGGUUUAGUGAGUGGGCUUGAAACUUCCAUAAUUACUGCUUUAAACGGUAGAAGUAAUCUGUUUAUGAAUGCUUUAUUAUGCUUCAAAUCAGAACUCAUGGUAUCCUGGAAAAGUUUCUCAGGACAUCAAGCUAAGCUAAAUAAUAAUAAUAAUCUCUCAGUUUUCUUACCUGAUCCCUUAAAAUGUAGGAUAUAUUAUUGUUGUUAUCUCUAGGUGGUUUUGGGCAGAAUAGAAAGAUCCAUAGUCACAGCUGCUUUCCUAGGACUAAUAAUUCCUGUGCUUUUGACUUUUGAGAAAAUACCAGACGCACAAAGAAGCAAGUCAGUUUCUAUUUACUGAUUUUAAGUAUCGACAUACAUAAGGCUGUGAAUGCUCUGAACUGAAACGAAAAGACUUGGGCCUUUCCUACCCUUAAGGACACAAGUUCCUGGUCUCCCCACCCCUUCCCCCUAAUAAGUUUUGCAGUUAUUUGGCUGGUUUGCCUGUGCUAAGUACUCUAAGAAAGGAAAGGAGAGAGAGAGAGAAAGAAUUGAGAACAGAUGUAGUCAGAGAAAAAUUUUCUUUGGGCCCUGGUUCCAGAAUAUCAGACAGUGCACGAGGUGAGUCCAUAAGGUAAUGAGACUGAACCUUACUUGUUUCACUGUUAACACGCACGUCAGAGGAGGGUUGCUGAGAAGAAUGGAGGGAGAAGGUGGAGGGAAGGCAAAUUGACAACUGUAAUGGGUUUCUGCUUUUCUUUUUUUUCCCCUCUCCUUUUGGGUACCUUCAAUCUGGGGAAUAAAUGUCCAUAUUGCAUGCCCUUGAUGUUGUAAGUUCCCGUCUCUUACCCAGAAGUCUAAGGCUCUCGGCCUUGUCCUGAGAAGCUGCUACUACAGGGUUGUUUUUGCUAACUCUUGUUGAGUAUGCCAGCACCAUAUUGAGCCGUUUACACCCCUUAUAAUCAUUUACUCCUCACAGGUGUUGUUAUCCCCCAUUUUACAGAUGAGGAAACAGAGGCUGAGAUGUUAAAUUUGCCCAAGAUCAGGUAACUAGUAG
Molecule: messenger RNA, 5627 nt
Organism: Diceros bicornis minor
Lineage: Eukaryota; Metazoa; Chordata; Mammalia; Perissodactyla; Rhinocerotidae
Gene: GCC1
Product: GRIP and coiled-coil domain containing 1
Exons: 2
Coding region: 413-2740 (775 amino acids)
Cellular component (GO): Golgi apparatus
Source: RefSeq, a predicted model, not a curated record